Drosophila innubila is the source of this 2665-nucleotide messenger RNA. RefSeq lists its product as uncharacterized. The coding region runs from base 51 to 2522 and encodes 823 amino acids. Lineage: Eukaryota; Metazoa; Arthropoda; Insecta; Diptera; Drosophilidae. The record is from RefSeq and is a predicted model, not a curated record. The transcript has 8 exons.
ACUCUGGAUACGACACCCGCGUUCACUGGCAACGGAUCGUAGUUCGCAAAAUGACGACUGUUAAUGCACCGGAUUGGGUUAAUAAACAGCUAUUUACUGGAUUACUCAAGCACAAUUAUGAUAAUUUUGAAACAAUCAAAAAGUUUUGUUGUGCAGCGGCGAUCAGUGGAGGAGAAAACUAUCUGACAAUUGUGCUGCGCAUUGAAAUCGAAAUGCAAAUGAAAGAUAAGAGCAACAAAGAGAUUAGUUACAUAUUAAAGAUCCCGUUGGUGAACGAUCGUGGGGAUGAGCACGACUUUCACGAUUUAUUUGUAACGGAGGCUGAUAUGUACGAUCGUCUAGUGCCAGAACUGGAAAACCUGUAUGAGAAGCAUGCAUCAAUCUCGGUGAGGUUUAAGCCGUUGCACCUGAAGUUCACUGAAUCUGCGCCCAAUUGUGACUACAUAUUGAUGGAGGAUCUACGCUCCAAGGGCUACAGGAAUCUGGAUCGUAUGUUCGGACUGGGACAAACAGAAAUGAAUGCCGUACUCAAAAAAUUGGCCCAGUGGCAUGCUGCCUCCGCUCGAAGGGUCUCCGAUUUGGGAGACUAUGAGGAACACUAUCAGAAGAGUUAUAUUUGCCCCGAGCACUACAAAUGGAUAGAGCAAUCGAAUAUUACAUUCAAUGUACCCUUCAUGGACUGUAUGCAGCAUUACGAUCUUGAUCCGGGACAACAGCAAUUGAUAACCAAUUAUACAUCUCGUAUGACAGAAUUGUAUAUGGAAUUCGGUCGAAUAGAUAAAACUGAUUUUUCAGUACUUAAUCAUGGAGAUUUUUGGUGUAACAAUUUUCUUUUCAAAUUGAAUGCGGGGCAGAUUGAAGACGUCUGCUUUGUGGACUAUCAACUUCCCAAAUAUGGCACUCCAGCCCAUGAUUUGUUGUGCUUGUUGAUGACAACACCAAAUAUUCAAAUUAAAUUGGAGAAAUUCGAUAAUUUCAUUGAGUAUUAUCAUCAACAACUUGUAUAUCAUCUCCAGCUACUUAAAUAUGAGCGCAAAAUACCAACACUAUCAGAAUUGCACACGAAUCUUCAUAAACAUGGUCUGUGGGCAUUCGUAUGCGCUCAGAGAAUGCUGCCCGUGUCACUUUACCCUGUCAGCUCGGAUUCCAAUAUAGAGAAUUUCAUGGGAGAUUCGGAUAAGGCGAUGGAAUUUAAGCGUAACAUUCUAAUGAAUCCAACUUAUGUUAAGCAAAUUAAACUAAUAUUACCCUGGCUUAUUGAGAGAGGCUAUAUAAUAAUGGCGACCGAUGCAUUAAACAGCAAAGUUCCCGAUUGGGUUCAGGCCGAGAUCUUUGUUGAUGUGUUAAAAGAAUCCGUUAAGGGUUUCUCUAAAAUUAAGAGCUUCAAGGCCAACAGCGGAUCGGCUGCAGGUGAAAACUAUGCGACGAUCAUGCUGAGAGUGAAUAUAGAAGUUGAACUGGAAGAUGGCAAAGACAAAUCUGUUUCCUUUAUGUUGAAACUUCCUCAUCAGUCGGAAAUGUAUCGACAAAUGUUGGAGCGAAAUAAUAUCUUCGAAGUAGAGCGCAAUAUGUAUGAUAUAACUAUUCCCGAAAUGGAGCAAAUGUACCAUGAUGUCGGAGUUAACGUGAAAUUUGGCGCUAAGUCAUAUAAACUGAAGGAUGCCAAGACGGAGUAUGUCCUUCUGGAGGAUCUGGCUCCCCAGGGAUUUAAGAAUAUGAAUCGGAUAGAAGGACUGGACCAGGUUCACACUGAAUCAGCGCUACGAAAGUUGUCCCAAUGGCAUGCAGCCUCCGUUGUGCGUGUGGCCACUAAAGGAGAAUAUCCAGAAAAAUAUGUUGUAGGGUUUUUCACAGAGGAAAGCCGUCAGAUAGUAAAGGAGAUGAAUAAAGGUUUACAACAGAACUUCAUUAAAUGCUGUGAGAAAUUUGAGGGUAACGAAGAAUAUAUAAAUCAAGUGAAAGCGGUCGAGUCAAAGGUCACCGAUCAGUGUUUCAAAAUGGCCACAAUCGAUGCUUCUGACUUUAAUGUCCUCAAUCAUGGCGACUUCUGGAGUAACAACAUGAUGUUUUCACACGAUUCAUUUGGAAACAUAAAGGAUAUUUACAUGGUAGAUUUCCAGAUUCCAAAGUACGGAAGUGUAGCUCAGGAUUUGUACUACUUCAUAAUGUCAUCCACCAAGUUAGAGGAUAAAGUGAAUAAGUUUGAUUAUUAUAUCAAGUUCUAUCAUGAAAAUCUUGUGGAACAUCUGAAACUUCUGAAGUAUGCAAAGGCAUUGCCAACUCUACGCCAAAUUCAUAUUCUGCUUAUUAAAUAUGGUUUUUGGGGUUACCUUACCGCAACAGGUGUCAUGAGCGCUGUUCUGUUAGAUCCUACGGAAUCCGCUAGUUUUGACAACUUUAUAAGCGACUCAGCUGAGGGUAACGAAUUCAAGUCGUUGCUCUACUCCAAUUCUCGAUAUCGGAAACAUAUAAGUAUCAUCUUGCCCUGGCUACUAAAUCGAGGCGUAUUUGAGGACCUUUAAAUUGCACAAUGAAAUUCAUAUAUUUAAGUAUACAAAUAAAUAUUGAUUAAUGUUUGGCAUUAUCAGUUCUGUUGUGUCAUACCUGAUAAAUUUAAUGUGAUGUUCAAUAGCGUGACCAAUAGUUUCAAACCGAUAACAGAAAA